CACAGCAUGUCAAAAAUUACAUCAGAAUACAACGAUAAAUGUGAAAAAAGCAAGAUAAUAAUUUUUUUGUUACACAGUGUAAUCAAGGUAUCACGAAACAACUACCAAUCAAGAAAAAACUAUAGUUACUCAACAUUCUGAUGUCAACAAAAAAUUUCAAUUUACCCAUUUACUGCUGUUCCUGAAUUGUGUUUUCUAGUUUUCGAGUUUUAAGAUGGGAAAGUUUAUAGUCAAAAUUAUUUUGACAGUCGUUUUGUUGGCAAUUGUGGGUGGUAUUUUGGCCCAUCAGUAUGCCAUCGAUUAUCACUAUAUAAUCAUUGUUUACAAGGAAAUAGAGAAUCACCCGUUAGUAUCCCCUAUGACUCCGCAUCUGGUUGUGGUAAUGUUCAUACUCCUGUCGUUUAUCAUCCGCAUAUUUUUGGAGAGUUUCGAAAUCUCGAUUUCGAUCAGCUUUUUCACCGUACUUCUUGGGUUCUUGUGGGGCAUAGUAGCAAGCCACGAUGUCGUCAUCCGCCUAGCAUCAAGUUUUAUGGCGAUCUCAUCAGAGGAAUGCCUCUUCUUUUACGUUCCGAUAAUGAUUUUCAACAUUGCGUUCUGUUUGGAUGUGUAUAUAUUCUUAAAAACUCUUCCACAAACUGUGGUGAUAGGCGUUCCUGUGUUUUUAGUUACUGCCAUAAUAUACGGAUUUAUGGCAAAAGGAGCUAUCGAGCCAACGUGGAAGCUAGAGCAUGCGUUGAUCUUCGGUGUUUACAUCGCUCCUAUCUAUCCAAAAGCGGCCACGCUGAUACUCAAACAGCAUUCAACGCAAACCAAGCAAAUCGCCGUCUUGUUGGAAGCUGAGGCGCUGUUCACUCUGAUUACGACGGACGUAAUACGAGAACUCAGAUCUUCUGCCUUACUAGAAAUAACGGUCUGGUGGUACCAGUACGUACUAGUAGCGAUAUGGUUCAUCAUGGGAGGCUUAGUUGCGGGUUUUAUGUUCGGAUACUUGGGUAAAUAUUUCUUGAGGAAACUGUACACGCAGAAAUACUGCGCAAUGAUGAUUUGUUUUGCCUUCCCGUUCGUCAUCUACAGCUUCACAGAAAAGUUAAUUACUGGAUUAGGCAGCAUUCCUGUGGCGGUAGCGGGGGUCAUGCUUGGCAUGGAACGUACCGUACUUUCAAAAGAAAUCGAAGUUUUUCUCAUCAACAUGUGGGAAGUUGUGGCUUUUAUCUUGGACACAGUUAUUUGCGCUAGGUCUGCAAUGCUGGUAGGGACCUAUGUACUUACGUAUAUUUCUCUGCGUGAGUAUUUCGUGGUUCUAGCGGCUUAUUCUCUUUAUUUUGUCGUGCGCUUUUUUUCCUUUCUCUUAUUCUCGUGCGUUAUAAGUCGCCUGGGUUACGGGAUAGAUAUGAAAGGUAUGUUUAUCUGCGCGUGGUGCGGCUUGAAGACACCCUUCAGUUUAGAAAUUCUUGCAUCUUUGUAUGAAAAGGGGAGCACCGAGCUAAACGAGUACACCUUCUAUAUUCUCGGAAUUUACUGUUUGACGCAUUUGAUCAACGCAUCGUUUAUGGGCACGCUUUUGGAAGCCUUAGGCCUUACUCGAAUCUCUACUCCGCGACAAAUGAACAUGAAUAACUGCAUGAAGCACUUAUUUGUGAAGAGAGAGAAGACAGUGCGGGUGCUGAAAGAAGACAGGUUCCUCGCGGACGCGAACUGGCCCGUUGUUAUCAAUUCUACCAACCUGAGACAUCCUUAUCGAACGCAGGUGGACAUGGAAGACGAUGAAGACGAUCUUUUCUUGGGGUAUCGAUUCACGUAUUGUCCCGACUGUCAGAAAGACGUGCCGCAGGAGCCCACAGUGAAGGAAUUUAAAGAGAUGACGAGAGAGGCUAAAAUAAGGGUCCUAAAAGCGAAGAAAAUGUCGUACUCGCGCCAGUACGAAAACGGAAUGAUGUCUAAAGAAGGCAUACGGCUUCUAAAUCAAGCAAUAGAACUGGCGGCGGAUUCUAAAGACGCCGAAAUUAAAGUGGAAGACCUGUAUAACAGAUUUACAGAGGAGAACUGGUGUCAACGCUUCAUUAGACGACAUCUCGAUCGUAUAAGAGAGAAAAAGGCUGGCGUUAGACCCCCACGUACGUACUGGCGUCGGCUUUGUUACCAUAUGGUCGUAACUAAUAGAACAUACGAAAAAGCAAUGUUUCUGAUAGUCUUCUUCCAUGUCAUUGUUAUCGCAGUCGAUUUUUACAUUAAUUCGAAUAUAAUAACUAGACAUGAACGGGUGGAAGUAGACGAUUCGAUAGAACACAUCAUACAAGCAUUAAACAUCGUAUUCGCGUUGCUUUACGUUGUGGAAUUCGUAGUAAAGAUAAUGGCAUUUUCGUACGUUUAUGUCUGCGCUCACGGAUUUCGAACAUAUUUCAGCUCAUUCUGGAACAUACUGGACUUUGUGGUAAUGUUGGGGUGUUCCGUGCAAGUCCUUCAUAUUUUAAUAUUUCAUUCAAACGAAACACACAGUACAGAAGUAAUGCUAAAUGACAGAGCUUUUCAAGUAUCCAACGUUAUAAGUACACUACGUAUUAUUCGACUAGCUCGCGUAAUUGAAACGUUUUACCUUGACGUGUUUGUUUACAUCGACCAGGCUUACGACUCAAAAUUGUCAUUUACGUAUGAACUAGGCAAAUCGUAUGCCACCACCGAAACAGAAAUCUUGGAAAUGCUUCCCUACAUGAUCGAUAAUAAAGAAAUUAAAGAACAGAUUUCCAAAAAAAUAGAAAUAGAUCGAGCUUAUAUAACGAAGCUUUUGGGUCUGGUCCAGAAGGAAAGACCUUGGAUAGCGAUCACGGUCAAGACAACGCAAGCAAUCCGGACCAUACUGAAUGCGAAGAAAGAAGCGAUCAAUUUCUUAAAAGCCUCGGGUUGGAUCGAUUCCGACGACUACUCGAAGUUGAUGGGCUUCCUGGAAACUCUGUACCAACAAGUCAGUUCCAUCCGAAGAGUUAACCCCAGCCCUCCGAAAGUUAUCUUCAAAGAAGUCGCCUGGAUGGCGGAGGACGAGCGCGUAAUCGAAUUUUUGUUCGAAAAUGUCACCGUUAAGAGUUUUGAACCUCAAGAAGAAGUCUUCACAGAGGGAACCGUCGCCGACGGCAUUUACAUCGUGGUCACAGGACUUUUGAUCAUAACUUAUAACCCGGACCCGAAUAUACUCGAGGCUUUGAAUGACUACGGACGACUACCGGUGGUGGAUUAUCUUUCCGGAACGAGCUAUGAAGACCCCUCUGUUGACUAUAUAGUUUCUGGAAACUGCAUGGGAGAGCUUAGUACUUUAACCGGAAGGUCCUACAACUGUACCAUCAAGGCGGAUCUUUACAGCCAAGUUUAUUUUUUGAGUCGUGGUGUAUUGAGAAGAGCCAUGGAACUGAGUCCUGAUCCUGCUGUCGGGUUGGAGUGUCGCAUUUGGAAAGAAGUUAGUGUGAGAAUUGCCGUACCGCUGUUACUGUCGACUCCGGCGUACCAGGCCUUCUCUCAAGACCAAAUCAAAUUCGCACUUGAAAGAGCUUUCGUGCCCGAUUUAUCUGCAUUCAAAACUUUUACCGUCACAGAUGUCAUAGAAGACAUCAUCCUGAUCGAAGGCGUGGUGUUCGAUUAUAAUACAACAAACUACUAUUUCGCUCCCAAUUAUAUACCGAGGACGGUCCAGAAGCUGAUUCUGCCAACAAGCAGUCUUAUGCAACUUCCAAUCCAGACAGAAACCAAACUGUUAAUAAUCCCCGUACAAGACGUAGAAGAAAUAGAAGUUAUGCUGAUGGCCGAAGAAACUUGUGAACUUAUACGAUCCCUUUCUUCGAGCAAGUGUCUCCAACACACAGCGCAAGAUCAACUCAAGAGAAGAAGACGACAAAAAAGGGGCGACUUGGGGAGCCAAAGUAGUUCACGCGGGAGACGGGCAAUUGCAUCGAGCAUAGGAACAUCUGUCAGUCGUUAUGCCGCCAGCACCAAGUCUACCGUCAUGUCUUUCAGAAAUGAAAAAUCUGAGGUAGGUAGCGUAUUUAUACCGAUGGAUGACAACGAUCGCUAACUUGACGAAACAGAGGGAUGUCUAAGCUAUGCGAAAAUGAUGAAUUUGUGAAUUUUUUGAUUAACGAUGAAUAAACGCUUUUGAAACUU
Zophobas morio is the source of this 4146-nucleotide messenger RNA. Its product is annotated as sodium/hydrogen exchanger 10-like. Gene Ontology annotation, molecular function: sodium:proton antiporter activity; potassium:proton antiporter activity. The record is from RefSeq and is a predicted model, not a curated record. Lineage: Eukaryota; Metazoa; Arthropoda; Insecta; Coleoptera; Tenebrionidae. The coding region runs from base 215 to 4057 and encodes 1280 amino acids. The transcript has 13 exons. Gene Ontology annotation, cellular component: plasma membrane. Gene Ontology annotation, biological process: proton transmembrane transport; sodium ion import across plasma membrane; potassium ion transmembrane transport.